Ceutorhynchus assimilis (cabbage seed weevil) is the source of this 2673-nucleotide messenger RNA. The record is from the annotation of a GenBank genome assembly. Lineage: Eukaryota; Metazoa; Arthropoda; Insecta; Coleoptera; Curculionidae.
AGAGAGUCAAGUCUUGUCAGUGUCAUAUGGAAGUCAAAUGUCAAAUGUUAAAGAUUUCCCCCUUCCCCACUAAACAUCGCUAUUUUGAUAGUCAUUUUCAAAUUUUCAUUACUUCUUGAAAAUAUCAAUUAUUUAUAAAUAAUACACUCUUCUUAAGGUUUUCAAUCAACGGUUAUCUCCAAUUAACAAAAUGUUUCUCACAAGAAGCGAAUACGACCGUGGAGUGAACACCUUUUCCCCAGAAGGACGCUUAUUUCAAGUAGAAUAUGCCAUUGAAGCUAUUAAAUUAGGUUCCACUGCUAUAGGAAUAUCUACAAGCCAAGGGGUAGUACUUGCUGUUGAAAAACGUAUCACUUCACAGCUUAUGGAACCAACGACUAUUGAAAAGAUUGUAGAAGUCGAUAAGCAUAUCGGUUGUGCUGUAUCUGGCCUCAUUGCCGAUUCCAGAACUAUGAUUGAUAGGGCUCGCAUCGAAUGCCAGAACCACUGGUUUGUCUACAAUGAAAAUAUGACUGUCGAGUCAUGUGCUCAAGCAGUAUCCAACUUGGCCAUUCAGUUUGGAGAUUCGGAUGAUGAUGGGGCAGCUAUGUCUAGGCCUUUUGGUGUAGCAAUUUUAUUUGCUGGUAUCGAUGAAAAAGGUCCCCAACUUUAUCAUAUGGAUCCAUCUGGUACUUUUGUUCAAUUUGAUGCCAAAGCUAUUGGUUCUGGCUCAGAAGGUGCCCAACAGAGUCUGCAAGAAGUCUACCAUAAGAGUAUGACGCUAGAAGAAGCCACCACUUCGGCACUGACAAUCUUAAAACAAGUUAUGGAAGAAAAAUUGAACUCGUCAAAUGUUGAAGUGAUGACUAUGACUCCUGAUAAGCUGUUCCAUAUGUUUUCUAAAGAUCAAGUAGAAGAGGCUCUGACUCGUGGACUUCUUGUAGAACAUCCUGUAACCUUAACUGUUGGACAGAAAGCCUAACCUCAUCACCAUUUCACUAACGUUAUUAACCCAUUUCAUACCUAAUAUGCUUUUGUGUUGUCUUGUUGAUAAUAAACAUUUUUAUAAUAUGAUAAAGAUAUUCAGUUCAUUCAUUAAAUAAAAACAGUUUUCAGAAUGACCAUUUAUUUAUUUAAAUCUAAACCUACAAUACCAAUACUUAACAUUUCCUCAGAAGAUAAGGUAAGUCCAAAUUCUUGUAGUACUUUGGAAUCGAUGAAUCCCCGUUGGGUUAGACCAGCUAUAACUGACUGAUUUUCUAAGUUGUUUUCACAAAUGUUACGAAUAGCAUAGAUAACCCAUUGUAUUAUGACUAAAAUAAUUGGUUAAGAAAAAUACAUAGCAUUUGAAAUACUUGACAGGAGCAUAUUCUUUUCAAUCAUUUACAUCAGCUUUUAUUAAAGGUUCAAUCUGUUAUCAUUUGUUUAUAACUAACUCAAAAGGCUUUGUGCUGCUGAUAUAGUAAAGGUGACAUACUGUGGGAAGGCCACAGAUUGGCAUGUGAUAUGUGUGACACUCACUGUUAUCCCCAAACGAGGCUGCUUGAGUGUCAAACAUGUUAGUUGAAUUAUGCAUGAUGGCAUAUACAUACAUGCAUGAUAAAAAAAAGAGAAAUAGACAUAUUGAUGAAACAACGUUCUAAGUGGGUGAAAGAAUCGCUUUUCAGGUGAUAAGAUUUACAAAUAAAUUUAGUGGAAGAACAUACACUAGUCUGCGGCCGCCUUUCCAUAGAAUUUGAACCGAUACUGGCCAGGGUAGAUGGACUUGACUAUACAAGGAUUGUGUACUGUAAUAGAGACAAUACUAUUCAGGCUGACAUUGCUAGUGAUCUGGAAUUAGUAAAUUAUUGGUUAAUAUCGCAUAAAUCAAUGCCUAAUAUAAGGUAAGUUAUCCUAUGUUUUUAAGUAAAAGAAAUUUAAACAAUAACCAGAACAUUAUGAUUGGCUUUCAAAACUGCAGUAUUCUGUAUACGUACAGUAUUUGGGACUGAUAAACAUCACAUUAACUUUGGCAAAAUCACAUAGAGCGAGUGAAAAAAGAAUUGCAUCUUUUAUGGGGGAUGUAUAGGGAAGCUCUUGAUAUCUAUAUGAGAAACAGCUCAGCCAUUUACAUUAUUUGUUGUAAUCAUGUAAGAGUCAACAAACUCUUACAUAAUCACUAUUAUUCUCUUGAAAAGUACAUAUUUAUUAUAUACUAGCUUUCUGUUCCUUGUAGUUCCUUGUGAAUAAUACCUACUCUGCAAUCAAUAUUGAACAGCAGUUUCAAACAAAAAGGAUACACGGAUUUUUGGCAUCAAUAUUACAUGAGUCUAGAAGUAUUGGAAUUAUUUCUCCUUCUCUUGCCUAAAAAAAUUAAAUAAAUCAAAAUAGAUAUAAUUACUGUUAGGUAACAAAUUCUUUUACCAAAUUUUGCAUCAUCUGGUUUUUCCAACACAAAUUUCCAAUUAACCUAACCAAGUCGGCCUUAAAGCCAAAUGCAGGAUUUCUCGUAAUAUCCUCACUAGGAUUGUUUAUUUCUGCCAACUUAAGUAUAGGAGUGAACACAUUGUUUGAUGCUUUUCCUAUUCGAUGUAAGUUUAUGAGCAAGACGCUGGCAUUUAUUAGAAGAUCUUUAUUAUUUUGUAAAAAAGCCAAACUUUUUUCAUUACUUGAUAUACAUGCAAGAAGUUUUAGGACACAUGAGACUUCUUCUAC